AAAAGAAAAAAUACAUACUGAAGGUGUUAACCUUGUUUGUCAUGUUGCUGCUUUAUGAAGUGUAUGGAUUUCAACCAAACCAUGCAGCGAAAGAUCAAAUAUCUAAUUACUUGAAAACUGCUCCAUGGGAAUACAUCAAAUCAUUUGCAAAGAUCAAAACUCCACUAUCAAUGGACAUCACUUCCAAUUACAGACUUCCAGCAGGAACCAUUUUGAAUAACACAAAAUAUGAGAAAAACUGUGCUGAUAUUUUGAGAAAAGACCCUUCUACCUGGAGGAAGGACGGUAUUUAUACAAUCAACCUUGACGAUAAAAAUCCAGUCCAGGUUUAUUGUGAUAUGACGGCGGACGGAGGGGGUUGGACGGUAAUUCAGAACAGGUAUGAUGGUUCCACCAGUUUUUAUCGCGAUUGGAAUGACUACAAGACAGGUUUUGGGAAUAUUUCUCAGGAAUUUUGGCUUGGGAAUGACAGAAUUCAUGCUCUAACUAAAAAUGAUGACCAAGAACUUCGGAUUGAAAUGACCAAAUUUAAUGGAUCAAAAGUUUAUGCAAAGUACUCCAGAUUUUCUAUUGGUGAUGAAUCAGACAAGUAUAAACUGUCAAUCAGUGGAUACAGCGGGGACGCAGGAGACUAUACAUAA
Molecule: messenger RNA, 641 nt
Organism: Saccostrea cuccullata (small rock oyster)
Lineage: Eukaryota; Metazoa; Mollusca; Bivalvia; Ostreida; Ostreidae
Product: fibrinogen-like protein A
Exons: 6
Coding region: 42-641 (199 amino acids)
Source: RefSeq, a predicted model, not a curated record